Messenger RNA from Dreissena polymorpha, 2912 nucleotides. RefSeq names its product fos-related antigen 1-like. The record is from RefSeq and is a predicted model, not a curated record. NCBI's taxonomy places the organism in Eukaryota, Metazoa, Mollusca, Bivalvia, Myida, Dreissenidae. The transcript is spliced from 4 exons. Gene Ontology annotation, cellular component: nucleus. The coding region runs from base 196 to 1278 and encodes 360 amino acids. Gene Ontology annotation, biological process: regulation of transcription by RNA polymerase II. Gene Ontology annotation, molecular function: RNA polymerase II cis-regulatory region sequence-specific DNA binding; DNA-binding transcription factor activity, RNA polymerase II-specific.
UCUCAUGCUUCUAAUUUUAGCUAAGUGACUCAUACUGGCGAAUAAGUCAUAUUGUAUAAAAGUUCUGUCGGUAUCCUCCAUGUUUCAAAGUUCGUGACUCAUCUGUACAAAGUGUUUCCCAAAAAACACGAUUUAAAAGGACUCUGUGAGGAUUUUGCUUACUGUUAAUACAAGACAAGAUAAAAUAAAGUAAAUAUGUAUACGGAAAUGGAGGGAGAAUCGAAAUAUCAUGUGGCGAAUAUUCUGUCAAGCAUGGCGCACAAUGGACACGCGACUGUCGAAGUGUCGAACUAUGCCACCCCUACGUCUGUGUAUGCCAAUGGACUGAAUGUCAGCAGCACCACCGGCCUGACCCCAACCACACUGAGCAACCUUGAACGGACCUUCAUAGAACUACAGUCCGUUCCCAGUCGCACAGCGCUACCAAAUCCCAUUUCCCAGAGCGGCUUUGUUCCCCCGAUAGUUCACUCCAAUCACCCAUCAAGCAACGAGGACUACUACAGCGAUUCCUCGAGUAACAGCUGCAGCAACGAUGACUACAUCCCUUCCCAGCCAAAGAAGAUUAAGAUUGGGGACAAGACGACUACCAUCAUGUCGAAAUCUGAAAUAGAGAACCCUCUGCGGAAAACUCACAGGCGCCAGAUACGCGAAGAUGAGAUAUCUGCUGAGGAGGCAGUCCGUCGUAAUAUGCGUCGUGAGCGAAACAAAGUUGCUGCUGCUAAGUGCCGACAGCGUAGAGUGGAUCACACUAACAGACUUCUUAAUGAGACUGAGAAACUUGAGCAGGAACAGGCGGCCAUUGAGGCGGAGAUAAACGCCCUACAGAAUGAAAAGGAACAGCUUGAGUUCUACCUGCAGGCCCACGGCCCCAUCUGCAAGGUCAAUGGGGUCGCCCCCAAGGUCAAAAAGGAGCUUACCUUGCCCGAAACCCCUGAAAAUCUCAGUAUGUCCCACAAGAGGCCAGCACCUGUUACCACAACAACAGUAACAACGUCGUCUCGACCUUCCACGCUGUCCAUCUUCAAGAAUGAUCAUAAGUCGGAACUGUCGGGUUUAGUUUCCAUAACGACCCCGUCUAGUGGUUUCUACAGCAUGACCCUUGACACUAUGGUAGACCACACAGGGUUAACUCCCCUCACUGGAAAUCUCGGACACACAGGCCUGACUCCCAUUACCAAUAUGCCUACGUCCUGUAGUAGUGAGGUUUCAAAAAAGCAUUCCGCAUCUAGUGACAGUUCCGAUGGUGUGAAAACACCGUCAAGUCUCAUUUCAUUAUAGUUAUUACAAUUUAUUAAUUUAUAUUCCUUUACUAUUCCAAAUUUGUAUGUGUAGUUAUUGCCACAUGUGAACAAAGCUGAAUUCUGCUAGUUUCAAUUUUCGAAAUAAAACACUGACUUAUCGGGUAUAAAAAAAGUGACACAUGUUUCCAUUUUUUUUUUUAACAGUUAUCUGUUUUACAAACAUUUCUUCCAAUGGACUUGGUGUUAUUUUUACAUUUUGUAGAUAUGAUCUGAUAUCAUUUGAAUCAUUGUAUUUACCAUUAUCCUUUUACUAAUAGAAGGGGGGGGGCAUUUUUCUUGUUUAUUUCAUGUAUUAAUGAUACGUACACCUGUGUUUGCCAACUAUGUGCUUGUAUUUUUCGUUGCUGCUGGUCAGUAUUGUAGUUAUUGUAUUUUGCUUCAGUUUUAAUGAUUAUGCUGCUGAUGUUAGAGACAUACCAAUUUACCCAUUUAUGCCUAGUGGACUCUCCCAUCCUUCUAAAUUGGAUCAAUUUAUUUCCAAAAUUAGGGAUGUCAAGUAUAUUUAUUUCUAUAUUUAGAAUAUUUCUUACUGAAAUUCGUUUAAGCAAACAGUGCAGACCCUGAUGAGACGCCGCAUCAUGCAGCGUCUCAUCUGGGUCUACGAUGUUUGCCAAGGCUUUUUUUCUAGAUGCUAGGCAUAAAUGGAUUAAACAGAUGCCAUUUAUGCAAUUUUUGUGACAAUAUUACAUUAUACACACAGCACCAUUUUAAGAGUAUUUUAAUGGUUACUUUAAAUUAUUGUUUUUGUUGUUGUUUUCGCUGAACAAGUUUAUAGAUUCAUAAUAACAUAUAAAAAUGAUGAUAAACCAAGUGAAAUGUUGAGUUUUUCUUCAAACACCACUUCUCAUUUUUGCAGAAACAGUGUGCAAACGGUUUAAACUUAAGAGAGCUUGCUCUCAGACAUGAUUCCUUGACGUUCAAGUUAAACAGUUAUUUCUUUCAGAGGCAGGACCUUUCUUGAAGAUUUAAAUGGUUGGAAAGAGUUUAAUCAUUAAUUAAUUAUUAAGAAAACGUGUUAAGUGUUUUUCAGUGUUUGAUAGUGAAUUUGUUGUGCAAGAAUACAUAUUUGAGGUCUUAUUGUCAGAUUAAAAAGUUGUAUAUGGUUAUCAUAUAGCCAAGAUGGAAAAUGUGCAGUUUAACUACACAUUUAAAUAUAUUUGUAUGUGUAAAUGAUGUAUGACAGUGUUAGACUUUCUUAAUUAGAAGUGUUCUGGCUAUUAGUGGAUGCUAGGCUGUAUCCUUAACACAUGAAUGUAAUUCUACUUUGAAUAACAUCUGGUAUUUGAUUUUAAUUAAAGAACUCUUGGUCAUAAUAUCAUGCAAAAUGUAUUAAUUUACACAUUCUAAUGAAAGUAAUUGCUAUCAAGAUGUUAAAAGUGACGCAUAAAUGUGCAUUUAAUUUUAAUGAGUGAUAAUUUAAGUAAACUGUUUACAGAUACGUUUUUACUGGCUUUAGGUGCUAAAUGAUGUAUGUUCUCAGAGAGUUGUGUGUUAAAUGAUAUUAAGUGCUUAAAGUAUACGUAGUGGUCGUUUUCAGUUGAUUAUAUGUAACAUAUAUGCUAUUUGUAAGAAUUUCAAUGCAAUUGAAAAAUAAAUGAAAUAUGAUGCAAA